CGCCGGGGUAGGUGCCGUGGGUGCGGUCGCUCCCGCUACUUGCUGGUGCAGCGGUGUUUGGUGCGGUUGGCUCUACGGAGCUGCUGGUAGCGAGUCUAGCCUUAGUAGCCCACUCUGCGCGUGCUUCUCUCUCUGUCCUCAGCGCCCUUCCUGCCUGGGGGUCUCCUGAGCUUGCAAAAUGGCUGACGGACGGGACGUCGCCUCGGAGCAGCUGAAGCGGUGGCAAAGCCAGCGGGGCUCGCAGAAGCCAGAUGUCUUGACCACUGGUGCUGGGAAUCCAGUAGGGGAUAAACUUAAUGUUAUGACAGUUGGGCCACGUGGACCUCUUCUUGUUCAAGAUGUUGUUUUCACUGAUGAGAUGGCUCAUUUUGACAGAGAGAGGAUUCCUGAAAGAGUUGUGCAUGCAAAAGGAGCAGGUGCCUUUGGCUAUUUUGAAGUUACUCAUGAUAUUACCAAGUAUUGCAAGGCAAAAGUGUUUGAACACAUUGGAAAAAGAACUCCUAUUGCUAUACGGUUCUCCACUGUUGCUGGAGAGUCUGGGUCAGCUGAUACAGUUCGUGACCCUCGAGGCUUUGCAAUGAAAUUCUAUACAGAAGAAGGUAACUGGGAUCUUGUGGGAAAUAAUACUCCUAUCUUCUUUGUUCGGGACGCAAUGUUGUUUCCAUCCUUCAUCCAUAGCCAAAAGAGGAACCCUCAGACUCAUUUGAAGGAUCCAGAUAUGGUAUGGGACUUCUUGAGUCUUCGCCCUGAGUCUUUGCAUCAAGUGUCUUUCUUGUACAGCGAUCGUGGUAUUCCUGAUGGAUAUCGCCAUAUGAAUGGAUAUGGAUCUCAUACUUUUAAACUUGUUAAUGCUAGUGGGGGAGCAGUUUACUGCAAAUUCCAUGUUAAGACUGAUCAGGGCAUCAAAAAUCUUUCUGUUGAAGAAGCAGGAAGACUGGCUGCUACUGAUCCUGAUUAUGGAAUACGUGAUCUUUACAAUGCCAUAGCCAAUGGAAACUAUCCUUCCUGGUCUUUCUACAUUCAAGUUAUGACUUUUGAAGAAGCAGAGAGGUUCCCAUUUAAUCCUUUUGAUUUGACUAAGAUUUGGCCACAUGGUGACUACCCUCUCAUUCCAGUGGGCAAGAUUGUCUUGAACAGAAAUCCUGUGAAUUACUUCAUAGAGGUAGAACAGAUGGCGUAUGAUCCUAGCAACAUGCCACCUGGUAUUGAACCUAGCCCUGAUAAAAUGCUGCAGGGUCGUCUUUUUGCAUAUCCUGACACGCAUAGACAUCGUCUGGGACCAAACUACCUACAGAUUCCUGUGAACUGCCCCUACAGAGCUCGUGUGGCCAAUUAUCAGAGGGACGGACCAAUGUGUGUCUCUGACAACCAAGGUGGUGCCCCAAACUACUACCCGAAUAGUUUUACUGGUCCAGAAGAUCAGCCUGUUCUGAAGGAGAGCCGCAUGUCUGUUUCGGGAGAUGUGCAGCGUUUCAAUAGUGCAAAUGAAGAUAAUGUGUCUCAGGUGCGAGACUUCUAUAUCAAAGUGUUGAAAGAAGAUGAACGACAAAGGCUGUGUAAAAAUAUUGCUGAUCAUCUUAAAGAUGCUCAACUUUUCAUUCAAAAGAGAGCUGUGAAAAACUUCACUGAUGUUCAUCCUGACUAUGGUGCACGUAUUCAGACACUGCUGGACAAAUACAAUGCUGAAACUGGGAAAAAGGAUGUGAUUAGGACAUACACACAAGCCACUUCUCGUGUGUCUGCCAAAGAAAGAUCCAACUUGUAAAGCUACAGAGAAUUACCAUAUGAAUUUGCAUCCAUAUAACUGCAGGACAACCUGUUGAAAAUGUUAUUGAAUGUAGCUGACUUCUUCACAAGUAUAGCAGUGUUUUACAGGCUUGAUUUAUAAGCUUUCAAGUGCCUGUAUCUGUACUGGAAACAGUAAGUAACACAAGCUAACAAUUCUAGUGCCUUUCAACACUAGUGCUUUACUGCUUGCUGAAAACAUGGUGUUUUCAAGGAAACUAAUUAAAAACUUUUCAUUUCUAAGAGGAAACCAUGUUCUCUUCCAUUUUUUUAAAUUUAAAAAUUUCUCUGGCUAAAUUGCACAAUAAAACUUAAAUAAUGAUACUGUGAUUAUCCUUACGGAUAAACUUUUUCAUGUUAAAAAGCUGAUAUUACUUAGUAUUUCUAGUAGAAUAGUUACUUGUAUGUAUUUGUAGAUGCUUCCUUUUGAAUUUGUUUUGUCUUCCAGAAUUAAAGCAAUACCUAUGCAGUAGUUUUAGUUAAAUAUUGGUUAUUUCUGAUAUCUGUUGUCAAAAAUGAAGCUGAAUAGGAAGCUAAUCUCAUAUGUAAGUUUCAUUCUGAACACACAUUUAUGGUAACAAAUUUCUACUUAUUAAUGCUGUGUUGGAGAUAUCUGUCCCCACCAUCUCCCAUAGAUCAGUUAUUUCCUAAUAGCAUACACUUCACAACCGAAGUGAUUACAUCUUAGAAGUCCGUGGGGGGGGGGGGGGAAUGUUUCUUCUGGUUUACAAGAAUUUAAAUUGAAAAACAUUGGUUUUCCAAAUGUGUGGAAUAUUAACCUCCAAAUACAUGACUUACAAGCUUAGAUGCCUUAAACUAUUCCCAGUCACUCCUGAAGUUAUUUGACUGCUGUAAUCUGAUGUUGCUAUCUAUUGCUUAACCCAGAGAUGGUUUUCAGAAUUUGACUUUAAUUGAAAUGGUAUGCGUGUAUGAAUGUGCAUGCAUCUAUAUAGGGAUGAAAGGGAUAGCUACUGAUUUUAGACAUAUUGGAAUGUUGCACACUGUUUGCAAUUUAGUUAAUCAGUCCAAAAAAAGGCACCCUUUGGAUUGAAAAGUGUUCAUUUUUCUGAUAGUCCAAGAGUUUCUUUGGCAUAUUGAUAUUUUAUCUACAGUUACGGAGUAUAAUCUUUAGUAAUAUCUUAUGAACUGAGACACAAUGAAUGUGCUUAUGUUUUAACUAUAUUCUGAGACAUUAAGUACUACGAUAAUUAUGGAAUUUCUGGUCUUGUCUUACUUGAAUGUGUAUGGUGUUGGCCUAAGAAAGUACAGUUAGCACCUGAAUGUUUCACAGUAUGUUCAUACAACAAAGCCAUGACUAAAUCUAUUUUGUUACAGAGGCCAAAAUCCCAACUAAUAUUUUUCUUAAUUAUUUAAUUUGAAAGUGUCACCCAGUUAUGGGGUAACUAGUGCUCAAAUUGGCUGCUGGAAUUUAGAAUAAAAAUUUAUCAUGCCUGUUACACAUUGAAACUAUUUGUAACAGAGUAAAAAAUGUUUUCUAACUGUGCUCAAUAGGCAAUUUGCCAUGCAUCUAAAAUUCUAGCAAGUGUUAAUAAUUAUUCUGCCUGUUACUUUCCCUCCUCCCUUGGUGAAGAGAAAGAUCAGUGCAUAUAUGUAAUCAGUCCAGAUCUUAGUUACACAACAUUACCCUCAAUUUGAAAUAUAUCCUUUCCUUGUUUGUCUGCAAUAUUGUUUCACUAGCAUUUGGAUUGGAAAAAGCAUGAAUGAUAAUAAAAGAUUUCAGAGCCCAGCUACUAGCUUUUAAGCAAAUAUUAUACCAGUUUCAAUAAUUGGUGCUUUUGAGGCUCUGCCUUGAAUUGUAUUUUGAAUAAGUGUACUUCUUGAUUUAGAUUUCAAGCACAAAUUAGCUUUAUGAGAAGUGAUGCAGAUAGAUUAAAAGAAAAAAAGUUGAUAAAGUACUGUUCCAUUAACUAGAAACACUGUAGAAAGCUACUUCAACUCAUUUAUGUACUAACCUAUUGUGAAAAAUCAGCUGUGUGAUAAAGUAAAAUAAUAUUAAAUGACAGUCUGUUUUAUCCUGGGAUUUGUCUGGAUAUUUGCACGAGGGGGCUGGUGGGAAAAGAACAGUUGUAUAAAUGGGUAGGAAUUUUUCUUGCUGGCACAGAAUCGUAAUGAGUCUUGGGGAAAAAAGAGUAAGAGGGACUUAAUCUGUAAUUCUCAUGAUCUCUGCUAAAUGGAUUAUGCUGCCUUUCUUUUAUUUCUGAAAUAAAACAAUUACAUAUUUCUUAGCUA
Numida meleagris (helmeted guineafowl) is the source of this 4035-nucleotide messenger RNA. RefSeq names its product catalase (gene CAT). Bases 179 to 1765 code for a protein of 528 amino acids. The record is from RefSeq and is a predicted model, not a curated record. The transcript is spliced from 13 exons. Gene Ontology annotation, cellular component: cytoplasm; mitochondrion; peroxisome. Gene Ontology annotation, biological process: response to hydrogen peroxide; hydrogen peroxide catabolic process. Gene Ontology annotation, molecular function: catalase activity; heme binding. NCBI's taxonomy places the organism in Eukaryota, Metazoa, Chordata, Aves, Galliformes, Numididae.